AUGGCGAACUCGAAAGAGAACACUCCCACCGGGAGCCCGUCUCCCUCAGAAGAAAACUUAAGCGACAGUCUACCAGGCACGAUAGACAAGUCGCUACCCGCUGAAGGUAGGGACAAGCCUGUCCCUACAAGAAACCCAUCUUUCUCGCCACAGAGAUCCGUCUCGCCGCGAAGAUCGACUUCGCCGCAACGAUCUCCUCCGCCAAGAAAGGACGAGAGCCCCCUCCGUCCGCACCACGCCGCUCGAGAAAAUCUUCCUCGAGCGACAAACCCCGCAGCUCGAAGAAAUCCUCCUCGAGCGAGAAGAUCCUCAAACUCAUGGAGAAUCUCGUCAAGCCACUCGCCGACGGUUUCGAGCGACUUACCACCAAGAGCUGAACGGGUGAAUCGCCGCCUCGACGAGGUCGAUUCGAAAGUUCAUCGCGCCACCAGCUCAGCUCCGGAAUUGACGAAAGCACUCGCCGACACCCGAAGAAGCCCGCUCACCCGCAGGCUCCGCCAGAUUGAGCUACACGAAAGAGUUCGACUCAAAAUCGACUCUUACACCGGCGAAGAAGACCCCAAGAAGUGGCUAACCGCGUUCAACCUCGCCAUGAGGAGGGAGAAAUACAAAUCUUACGAUGAAAGGGAGGCCAACUACUGUCAAGUAUUCGUCGAGCACAUGGCGAAAGAUGCCUUGACCUGGUUCUCUAACCUCCCCGCCGAGUCGAUCGAUAACUUCGACGACCUAACCAAUGCUUUUCUGAAGCAUUACUCCAUGCACAUGACCCGAAUCACUCGGAACAUGUUCACCACAACGCAAACCCAAGGCGAACCAUUGCGCAGCUUUAUGGAAAGGUUCAAACAAGCAGCUCGCGACACUGGCGACAUGCCGAUAGCGUCCCGCUAG
This is a messenger RNA of Microthlaspi erraticum, 888 nucleotides long. The record is from the annotation of a GenBank genome assembly. Lineage: Eukaryota; Viridiplantae; Streptophyta; Magnoliopsida; Brassicales; Brassicaceae.